Molecule: messenger RNA, 2448 nt
Organism: Photinus pyralis (common eastern firefly)
Lineage: Eukaryota; Metazoa; Arthropoda; Insecta; Coleoptera; Lampyridae
Product: ceramide kinase-like
Exons: 5
Coding region: 412-1905 (497 amino acids)
Molecular function (GO): kinase activity
Source: RefSeq, a predicted model, not a curated record
AAUAUAAUUUAGAUUGUUUUACGAACUCUGUAAGUGCAGACUUUCACUAAUCAUUACCUACAUCUGAAGAGAUAGUAAGGCUAAAUAAUUACGCGAAUUCUUGGAAUGUCAGUCAGAAAUCCUUCAAAGUAAAGAAUCGCGCCGACUUUAUUAAAAUUUUGUUGUGUGGCUGUGGUAAAUCAUUAUUUUACCGUCCCACUCGCGUGUAUAACCGGAACGUCAAGGUAACCACUGUCAUUAACAAAACAGAAGCAGAGAACAGAACAGAAAUGGCAACAUGUAGUGCAGUAUUUACAUUUGCUGUUCGGUGCUAUUUCAGUAUUAUUAGUGUUAAUUUUCGUUAUUUAUUAUUAAAUUUUACCCGUAAUCUCGCUUUAUGAAUGGGAAACAAUUUCACAUUAAUUUCGAAUUAUGUCGAAUGAUAAUCAAAAUUCGGCUGCCCAAGAAUCUGUGUUGCUCAGUACCUUUUAUUGUGGACGUAAAAGAUUUAAAUUAUAUUUUCAUAGGAACCAAAUUGUGUGGGAUUAUGCCAAGCCCCCAUACGCACAACAUUCUGUGUCAAUUGAGGAUGUUAUCUCCGUUCAAUAUAAGUGUGUAAGCACCGGACCAGGCAACGAUGUUGCCUAUGAUCCCUACUAUUUUAUCAUUCAUUACGCCGAGCAGAAAAAGCCCAAUGUGUGGCGGUACAACUCGCUCACAUUGCGUCAUUGCGAUGCGCUACAAGUUUCCUCUUGGGUGAAGACUCUUCAAAAUCAUUUGCAGAAAUUCUGCAAAAGGCCCAAGAGGUUGCUUCUUUUUGUGAACCCCGUUGGUGGGAAAAGGCGGGCAAUGCACAUCUACGAGCGCUAUGCAAAGCCUCUGUUUCAUAUUGCCGGAAUUGACGUCAGCGUUAUAGUAUCGCAAAGGCAGAAUCAAAUACGCGACUUUCUCAUUCAUCACAAUUUGGACAUGUUCGAUUCUAUAGCUUGCGUGGGCGGUGAUGGUACCGUGUCGGAAGUAUUUAAUGGAUUAGUUAUGCGCGAAUGCAGGUUGCACGGCAUUGAUCCGGAUGAGGCGGUGGCACAGCUUCCGAGACCAUCAAUGCCCAUAGGAAUUAUUCCAGCUGGCAGUACGGAUACAAUUAUUUAUUGUUUACACGGAACAACAGAUGUGACUACGGCAGUUAUGAACAUAAUACUCGGAGAUUCUCUAGGAUUAGAUCUUGUCUCGGUUCACGACGAUACCCGCCUACUUCGCCUAUACGCCAGUAUUUUAAGCUACGGAUACCUGGGUGACAUUGCGCACAACAGUGAAUCUUUUCGUUGGAUGGGACCAUCAAGGUACGAGUAUUGUGGUUUUAAAAACAUUAUGGCUAACAAAGGGUACAAUGGCGAAAUUUCCAUUUUAUGUGACGAAGAUAAUAUUGAACAAGCCAAAUGCUGCGGUAGAUGCGACCAGUGCACUUCCCAACAGAAUGGAGUUAGUGGUGGCAAAAAAGUUGACAGGUGGAAAACUGUGCGAGGGAAAUUCUUUAUGAUUAAUGCGGCUAAUAUUAGUUGCGCAUGUAUUCGUAGUCCAUAUGGUAUUGCACCGUAUUGCCACUUAGGUGACGGGUAUUUACAUUUGGUACUAGUGCGACACACAUCACUAAUUAAUAACUUGCGCAUUCUGUCUCGAUAUGCUAAACGUACGUAUACUACGGAUGACUUACCGUUCAUCGAGGUCCAUAGGGCAAAAGAAAUUACUUUUCACGCAAACGACGCUGUUAGAAGUCAUUGGAACUGUGAUGGUGAAGUUCAACAUCAAUCGGAUAUACAUGCUCGAGUACACUGUCAGCUCAUUAAUGUAUUUACUAGGGGAAGCACUAUGGCUGUCGAUGAUGAAAGCAAUAAUAAAUGCAAUUUUUGUAGGUUUUGUAAAAUAUAAGAUAGAUGCAUAUAUAUUUUUACGGACUUGGAGGUAUUCUGUGAUAAUUUAACAAACUUUUCAAUUAUUCUCAAUUGUUAAUAUUGCCAUUUUUGUAUAUGUGUGGUAGGCAAUGUCUGAUGUAAAAUUUACAAUUAUGUGAAGUCAAGUAGGCAACACACGAUACAAGACUGUCAGAUUAUGGUUGAAUUACAUAGUUUGUGUUGUUGACGUGACGUCUGUAGAGUGCACAAAUUAGGUCAGUUCAAAUCGGACAUCGCUUAGCGAAUACAGAAGUCACGAAAUUUUUAAGAAAAAUGAGUUGUGGCCAUAGCUACUUAAAAGUGAACUGAAUGUUUGUCAUUCCUCAUACAGUACAGUGCAGAUCGUAUUCACUAGAAAACGAAAAAAAUAACACCAAAAUAUUGAAAACCUGUUUUCUGUCAGAGACAGGUGUUUGUGAAUAUUGACUUGUUUUGUACAAAAUCUCGAUGUUUUUAGUUUCGAAUAUUUUCUUAGAACAGUAAUGUAAAUAAGUACACAAUAAAGUUUCUUAUAAAGUAA